AUGGUGCAACUGCGGCAGUUCCUGAAAGAACAAGAGCGACUCCUGCUGGCCCAGCUGGGGAAGCUGGACAAGGAGAUUGUGAGGAUCCAGAAUGAAAAUGUCAGUAAACUCUCCAAGCAGAUUUCCCAUCUGAGUGAGCUGAUCAGUGAGCUGGAGGGGAAGUGUCAGAAGCCAGCGAGUGAAUUCCUGCAGGAUGUCAGAAGCACCUUGAGCAGGUGUGAGAAGAGGAAGUUCGAGCAGCCAGAGGAGAUUUCCCCUGAAGUGGAAGAGCGAGUCAGUGGUUUCUCCCAGAAAACUACUGCGCUACUGGAGGCUCUGAGGAAGUUCAAAGGAGCUGCAGUGACAUCCCUGCUCAGUCUCAGGUGCCCAGGACAGAGGCAGCUCCCUGGGAUCCAGGCCUGUCCCAGCCAGAAGGGGGCUGCUGGGGAGUGUGAGAAAUGGUCCCAGCCUCCCCCAGGGCUGAGCUCUGCCCCUAACACUCUGAUUCUCUCUCCAGCGAAUGUGACUCUGGAUCCAGACACGGCUCAUCACGAACUCGUCGUGUCUGAGGAUCGGAAACGUGUGAGAUGGGAACGCAUACAGCAGCGGGUGCUCAACACCCCUGAGAGAUAUGACACUGAGCUCUGUGUGCUGGGCUGUGAGGGAUUCACCUCGGGGAGACAUUGCUGGGAGGUGGAGGUGGGGGAUGGGGGAGGCUGGGCUGUGGGGGUGGCCAGAGAGUCUGUGAGGAGGAACGGAGGGAUCUUCCUUUGCCCUGAGUGGGGGAUCUGGGCUGUGGGGCGGUGGGAGGGUCAGUUCUGGGCUCUCACCUCCCCUGUGACCCCCCAACCCCUGAGCCGGGCCCCCAGCAGGAUCCGGGUUUGUCUGGACUGUGACCGGGGGCAGGUGACAUUUAUCGAUGCUGGUGAUGAGGCCCCAAUCUUCACUUUCCCGCUGGGCUCCGUCCCUGGGGAGAGAAUCCAACCCUGGUUCUGGGUAGAGAUGGGAUCCCGGCUCAGCCUGUGUCCCUGAGACACACGGUGGUGGGAGGAGGAAUAUCUCAAUGGGAGCCCGGAGAUCAGCCUCUCUCGCCUCACACACCCUUGUCUCUGUGACCUCUCCCUGUGGACUUUCUGUCAUCCCCUCUGUGACCCUGGAGGCUGCUGCGUGGUAGAGAAGCCAAUAGCAUCACUGCCCCAGGGACUGUGCAGCCUCUUUGCCACUGUUCUCUGUGACCCAGGAGGACUCUGGGGAUCCUGGGUCAGACAGUGUCACUGAGACAUGGGGGGGAACAGCCCACUGGGAAUGGAAAAAUGGGUUUCUUUAGCCAAGUGAUCCCAGCCCUUAUGGCCUGGAGGA
This is a messenger RNA of Chelonoidis abingdonii (Abingdon island giant tortoise), 1338 nucleotides long. NCBI's taxonomy places the organism in Eukaryota, Metazoa, Chordata, Testudines, Testudinidae. The record is from RefSeq and is a predicted model, not a curated record.